Molecule: messenger RNA, 1569 nt
Organism: Paramecium tetraurelia
Lineage: Eukaryota; Ciliophora; Oligohymenophorea; Peniculida; Parameciidae
Exons: 4
Biological process (GO): protein deubiquitination
Molecular function (GO): cysteine-type deubiquitinase activity
Source: RefSeq, a predicted model, not a curated record
AUGAGCGGAUUCAAACUAUACAGAUCUAGAAUAAUAUUGGCGCUGUCAUCUUAGGCUUAUAAGAGAGCUCAUAAGUUCUCAUCGCAAACAUCCACUGAGCCUGAAUUUGUUGAUUAGCCAUUAAAUAAGCAAAUAAAAUUAAACGAUUAGAGUUUCAUUAAAAUAUAAUAAAAUGAGCAAAAAACAAGCAACCCACCAACACAAAACAUAGAAACUUAGAGGAUCAAUCAAAAUCUAUAAAAAACAGAAACUAAUCCAAUUCAAACCAAAGAAAAACAAGAGAAUAGUGCCAUAAAAAUUCCUUUAUAAAACAAUAACUCAAUUAAUCAUAACAAUUCUUAAACUCAAAAAGCAUCAAACCAAAAUACAACUAUUGAUAAAGAUAUUGUAAUUCAAGCUUCAAAGCAUGAAUAAAAAAAAGAACUACCUUUAUUUAAUGGCUAGAAUAAAUUGUAGCCAAAUAAUUCGUCAUUAUAAAUAUAAUAGUAAUAAUAAGUUAAACAAAAUGGUCAUCAAAUGGAACAAAUGAAUAAAGCUGUAAAAAAGGAGAUUAAGUACUUCAAGGCAUGUGGCUUACAUAAUAUUGGAAAUACCUGUUAUUUUAACAGUGCUCUUUAAUGUAUUAUUAAUACUCCAAAAUUUAAUGACAAAUUUUUAUCCGAUGAAAUCAAAUAAGAGUUAAAUCCAAAGCACAAACAAGUGGCUCUUUAAUAUUGGAGAUUACUAAAGCAAAUGAGAACCACAAAUAAUACCAGUGAAAAUCCAGUUUAAUUGAAAUAAGCUAUUUCAAGUUCAACUAAGAAGUUUGGUGGUCAUAGACAGGAAGACUCCUAAGAAUUUCUAAGAGCACUUUUGACCUGCUUACACGAAGAUUUGAAUAGAGUUACUGGUAAACCUAUCUACAAAGAACUUACCGCUGAUCUUAAUAAAUAAUCACUUGAAGACAUAUCCAAUACAUGGUUUAAUUACUUUAAAGGGAGAGACAAUAGUUUGGUUACAGAUUAUUUCACUGGAUAAUUAUUAAGCAGGGUUACAUGUAGUGUAUGCAAAAACCAAUCCCUAGCCUUCGAUAACUUUUAAGAUUUGUCCUUAGCAUUCCCAAAUAUUUCAGGAAACUAAAUUACCCUUGAAGAUAUGCUAAAAUAUUAUCUGAGUGAAGAAAGCAUCAAUCAAUAUACAUGUGGAAAAUGUAGACAAUAAAGAAAAUGCACAAGAUAACUUGAAAUCUGGAGAUUGCCAGACAUUUUGGUUAUUCACUUAAAAAGGUUCUAUUACAAAGGUCCAAUGAAGAAGAAAAUAAACAUAGAUAUUAAGUUUGGAGCCAAAUUAGACUUGGGUUAGUUUAUCAUUAAUAGUAGCGAUAAAUCAACUUUGAAUUGCAAUUACAAUUUAUAUGGCAUUGUAAAGCAUUAUGGAGAUUUAAAUUUUGGCCAUUACUUUGCAGAAUGCAAACAUCCAUUUACAAUGAAGUGGUAUUAAUUGAAUGAUAGUUCUGUUUAAGAGAUAAAGCCGAAGGUCUCAUAUGAAUCCGAUAAUUCAGCUUAUUUAUUAUUAUACAGUCGUAUCUGA